Aphis gossypii (cotton aphid) is the source of this 2535-nucleotide messenger RNA. Its product is annotated as phenoloxidase 1-like. The transcript is spliced from 14 exons. The coding region runs from base 155 to 2284 and encodes 709 amino acids. NCBI's taxonomy places the organism in Eukaryota, Metazoa, Arthropoda, Insecta, Hemiptera, Aphididae. Gene Ontology annotation, molecular function: oxidoreductase activity. The record is from RefSeq and is a predicted model, not a curated record.
CAUAAAUACGUUAUAACUUUUCGUUGUGGUAUUUUCUACACAAUAUAAAAGAGAAACAAAUUAAGUACGGCAUCAGUUGAAUAACACACUCCGUUCAUCAAUAUUUAUUGUCGAAGUUUUUAAGUGACAAUCAUAUAUAAAAAAGCAAAUAAUCAUGACAGACAAAAAUAAUAUUUUGUAUUUGUUCGAUCGUCCCACUGAACCCAUAUUCAUCGGAAAAGGUGAUGAAAACGUAUCUUUCGACGUACCAGCAGAAUAUUUGACUGAUCGAUACAAGCCACUGGCAUCCGACAUUCAAAAUCGUUUUUCUGGCGGAAAAACUAUCUCAAUUACUAAGUUGGACCGUAUCCCCGACCUGUCAUUUCCACUGUCACUUCCCAGAGAUGCGGCAUUUUCUCUUUUUAUUCCGUACCACUCUAAAAUGGCUUCAAAAUUGAUUGAAAUUUUUAUGGAUACAAAAUCUUUCGAUGAAUUAUUAUCGUUAGCCGUGUACUGCCGCGAUCGAAUUAACCCGUACAUGUUUAUUUAUGCAUUAUCCGUUGUCGUGACACAUAGGCCCGACACUCGUAAUUUGGAACUGCCAUCGCAUGUAGAAAUGUUUCCAAGUCUGUACAUGGACGCGACAGUUUUUGGCCGCGCCAGAGAAGAAUCGGCAGUGGUUCAAACAGGUUCAAGGACCCCGAUUGAAAUACCACACGAUUAUUCUGCCAACGAUCUGGAUUUCGAGCACAGAAUUAGCUACUUCCGCGAGGACAUCGGUAUUAAUCUUCAUCAUUGGCAUUGGCAUUUGGUUUAUCCGUUCGAAGGACCGAUGAGUAUUGUAAAUAAAGACAGACGCGGUGAACUAUUUUAUUACAUGCAUCAACAGAUCAUAGCCAGAUACAAUAUGGAACGACUGAGUAAUGAUAUGAAUAGAGUUGUUCGCCUGACAAAUUGGCGUGACCCGAUUUUGGAAGGUUAUUUUCCGAAAUUAGACAACAUUUUAGCCAACCGUGUAUGGCCACCUAGACCUGUCAACGCCCGACUUUCUAACAUUAACAGAGAAGUUGAACAGAUAUCGUUCGACAUCGAAGAUCUGGAACGUUGGAGGGACCGUAUAUUCAACGCUAUACAUUCUGGAUUUAUUAUUAAUACCGCUGGACAGCAAGUUCGUUUAACUGAAACUGACGGAAUUAACAUUUUGGGAAACCUUAUUGAAGCUAGCGUACUAAGUCUGAAUCAAAAUUUGUACGGUUCUCUUCAUAACAAUGGCCACAACGCAAUCUCUUUCAUCCAUGAUCCCGAUAAUAGAUUUUUGGAAAACUAUGGAGUUAUGGGCGACUCUGCUACUGCCAUGCGUGAUCCUAUAUUUUAUCGUUGGCAUGCAUAUAUUGACGAUAUAUUCCAAGAAUUUAAAGCCACAAUACCUAGUUAUAACGUUCAAAAUUUGAGUUUCGAAAACGUAAGAGUACAAAGCGUAGAAAUUGCAGCCACUGGAAUACCACGUAAUGAGUUUUCGACGUUCUGGCAACAAAGUGAUGUUGACUUGUCUAGAGGUUUGGACUUUUUGCCACGUGGAUCUGUAUUUGCUCGGUUCACUCAUUUACAACAUGCACCGUUCAAUUACAAAAUUACCGUUGAAAAUAAUGGAAACCAGCGAGUUGGAACAGUUCGCAUCUUUAUUGCUCCUAGGUUUGAUGAACGAGGUUUACCAUUCUUAUUUAGGGAACAGAGAAAACUUUUUGUUGAGCUUGACAAAUUUAGCGUAACACUAAAGAGAGGAAGAAAUGAUAUCACUCGAAGAUCUAUCGAAUCAUCAGUAACCAUACCACACGAUGUAACUUAUCGAAACUUAGAUAGAAACAGACCAUCCGGUAAUUCAGAAGCAGCGGCAGCUUUUAAUUUCUGCGGUUGUGGUUGGCCACAAAACAUGUUGAUACCCAAAGGGUCAUCCGAAGGAUUCCAGUGCCAAUUGUUUGUCAUGAUAUCUAACGGUGCCAACGAUCAGGUGGAGAAUGCACAAGCGGACGGUCAAACUUGUGACAAUGCUUCUAGCUACUGCGGUAUUCGUAACGCGCGUUAUCCAGACGCCAGAUCUAUGGGCUAUCCGUUUGAUCGUACACCAAGAGACGGAGUGGUCACUCUCCAACAGUUUUUGACACCGAACAUGGCUGUACAGGACGUGCGUAUACGUUUUUCGAAUCGCACAGUGGCACCAUUGCAAAACAGAACAGGAACCCAACAGGUUCAAACUCCAAAAACUACACCAGCAAAAGCUUCGUCGGGAGGUUCCAAUUGGAACUAAGUAACAACACUGGGAGAACGUGAUACUUGUCUUGUGUUGCACUGGACAAAUAUGAUUCGAGUUCAUUCAAUAUUUUAAGUUAAUAUUAUUACAUAAAUAUUCAUCACAUCUCAACAUUACCUGUAUUGCUUUAUGAAAAAUUAUAAAAUAAAUUACCUUACCUAUAUGCUUUAUGUAUGAUUCAAAAUAUAUUAUUAUAAAAAUAUCGAUUAUAAAAUAUGGCAUAAUAAAAUUUACUUACUAAUAUUAAA